GUUAUAAACACUGGUUACCCUGUUAUAAAUACUAGUAACCCUGUUAUAAGCACUAGUAACCCUGUUAUAAACACUGGUAACCCUGUUAUAAACACUGGUAACCCUGUUAUAGACACUGGUAACCCUGUUAUAAACACUGGUAACAUUGUUAUAAACACUAGUAACCCUGUUAUAAACACUGGUAACCCUGUUAUAAACACUAGUAACCCUGUUAUAAACACUGGUAACCCUGUUAUAAACACUAGUAACCCUGUUAAAAACACUGGUAACCCUGUUCUAAACACUAGUAACCCUGUUAUAAACACUGGUAACCCUGUUAUAAACACUGGUAACCCUGUUAUAAACACUGGUAACCCUGUUAUAAACACUAGUAACCCUGUUAUAAAUACUGGUUACCCUGUUAUAAAUACUGGUUACCCUGUUAUAAACACUAGUAACCCUGUUAUAAGCACUGGUAACCCUGUUAUAAAUACUGGUUACCCUGUUAUAAACACUGGUAACCCUGUUAUAAACACU
Lottia gigantea (owl limpet) is the source of this 516-nucleotide messenger RNA. RefSeq lists its product as hypothetical. The annotation marks the transcript as partial. NCBI's taxonomy places the organism in Eukaryota, Metazoa, Mollusca, Gastropoda, Lottiidae. The transcript has a single exon. The record is from RefSeq and is a predicted model, not a curated record.